Molecule: messenger RNA, 1830 nt
Organism: Rana temporaria (common frog)
Lineage: Eukaryota; Metazoa; Chordata; Amphibia; Anura; Ranidae
Gene: TECR
Product: trans-2,3-enoyl-CoA reductase
Exons: 12
Coding region: 533-1585 (350 amino acids)
Biological process (GO): very long-chain fatty acid biosynthetic process
Molecular function (GO): oxidoreductase activity, acting on the CH-CH group of donors
Source: RefSeq, a predicted model, not a curated record
CGGUGUCACUGUGUGGGGUCUUGCCGGUGCCUCAUGGGAAGUGUAGAAACUGACAGAUGUGAAAUAGCCUAGGGAGUGAUAAAUAUAGAGAUCUGCUUCAUAUUACAUCUGGAGAGCCAGGAUAGAGCAAGACUUCCAGGGGGAGAGACAUUUGGAGGGAGAGAAGAGACGGGACAUGAACUUGGGAUUGACUGUUCUGGAUAGUUGGAGACUGAGAAGAGACUGCAAGUGAGAAAGGGAGGGACUGGAUGUAAGAGACUGACGUAUCGAUCAGAGAGAUGUCUUUCAUUACUACACCUGUUGCAAAGACAGCUUCCUGGGAGAGACAUCUGUGUUGAGAGAGAGAGAGCAUGAGACUGCUGAGAUAGCAAAAAGUUUGCUGAGGUAGUAAUCUCCGAAUACAGGACGAUCGUGAGAAACGGGGGAAGGAAAGGGGAUCGUAGUAAAGCAAAAGCAGGAGUGAGAACUUGUUACUUGGGAUCGGGUCAUCUGAACAAAGCAGUGUUUGACUUUUUCAGACAGCUUGUUAAUAAUGGAUAUAAACUCGGUAGUUUCGGAAAUGAGCCGCCCCAAGGCACAAAAUGGCAGCCCAGCGACGACUAAACGUAGCUCUAAAUCAAAGAAAAAAACUCCUGCUAAACGUGCCACUGUUUAUUUUGAGGUGGAGAUCCUGGAUGCCAAGACGCGGGAGAAGCUCUGCUUCCUGGACAAGGUGGAACCCAAUGCUACCGUUGCAGAUAUAAAGGGCUUGUUCACCAAAUCUCAUCCUGAGUGGUAUCCAGCCAGGCAGUCAUUGCGUUUGGACCCUAAGGGAAGAUCUCUAAAAGAUGAGGAUAUUCUGCAAAACCUGCCAGUGGGAACAACAGCGACUCUGUACUUUAGAGACCUGGGAGCACAGAUCAGCUGGGUCACUGUAUUCCUGACCGAGUACGCUGGACCUCUCAUCAUCUAUUUACUUUUCUACUUCCGUGUCCCUUUUAUAUAUGGUCCCAAAUAUGACUUCAUCACAAGCCGGCACUCGGUUGUUCACCUAGCCUGUAUCUGCCAUUCAUUUCACUACAUAAAACGUCUACUGGAAACUCUGUUUGUACAUCGGUUUUCUCAUGGUACAAUGCCGCUGCGGAACAUCUUUAAGAACUGUAUGUAUUACUGGGGCUUUGCUGCUUGGAUGGCGUACUACAUCAAUCACCCACUCUAUACACCUCCAGCGUAUGGAGAUGAACAGGUGAAAAUUGCUGUCAUCAUAUUUCUGUUUUGUCAGUUGGGUAACUUCUCCAUACACAUCGCUCUGAGGAACCUGAGGCCAGCUGGUGAGUCUAUAGGCUCAAAGACGCGGAAAAUUCCCUUCCCAACACGUAACCCCUUCACAUGGCUCUUCCUGCUGGUGUCUUGCCCCAACUACACAUAUGAGGUGGGCUCCUGGAUUGGAUUUGCCAUAAUGACUCAGUGUCUUCCUGUGGCGUUAUUCAGCUUGGUUGGAUUUAUCCAGAUGACAAUUUGGGCCAAAGGAAAGCAUCGCAGCUAUCUGAAGGAGUUCAAAGACUACCCACCUCUCCGGUCACCUAUAGUCCCCUUCAUCCUAUGACCCCUUGUUUAGUGUCUCUUUUGUGAUCUUAUGCCCCUGUCCCGGAACUCUUAACCUCACUGCACUGAACUGAGAGCCCCUGCACUGAACACUGAGCCCGCUAGGUCUGUCUUAUUAUGGGCCUUCCCCGGAAGAAUUUGUCCCAUUCUCUGCAACGGCGGGAUGAGAUUUAUUAGUUGAACCUGUGAACACAUUUUGGUACUAAUAAGCAGGAGAUAAAAGUAAAACUUGACAUUUUAAUUAAC